AUGGAAGUAAACAUAUUAUUAUUUAUAUAUUGUACAAUAAUAACAUUAUAUUUGAUAUAGAAAAUAUUUACAAGCAAGACUAAUAAUAAUAACAAUUUGGUGAAGGAUUUAAUGUAGGAAAUAGAGAAUUUAAAGAAUGUUAAUAAUAAUCAGAAUAAACAACAGAAUAGUCAGAUUACUCAAAUAAAAUAGCACUUCACUGAGUUGACUCAGAUUUAGGACGAUUUCCAGAAAAGUAUGCUAUUUCUAUGAAUUUGAAUAGAAUUAUUGAAUACUCAAAUAAAAUUGAUGCAACAUGUAAAUAAAACUUAUUCUCAAAGAACUAAUUCACAGCAUAAUAAUUCAGUUUUAUCAUAAAGAGAUUAGUCAAUAGAGGAGAAAUGA
Molecule: messenger RNA, 384 nt
Organism: Paramecium octaurelia
Lineage: Eukaryota; Ciliophora; Oligohymenophorea; Peniculida; Parameciidae
Source: the annotation of a GenBank genome assembly